UGAUUGAAGACGAGGUACGCCAGUUGUGUUUCGACGCUGCUUCGAGUUGAACCAGUUACUGUUCCAUAUUUUCUGUAAAAUGUGUCGUUAGUUUUAAUACGAAGGCACUUACUUUUUUAAAUAAAUUUCUUAUCGGAUUAUCGUUAUUCGUCGAUACAUAUAAAAUAGCGAGUUGUUUAAUGCUCAAUUUAAUUCUUCUCAAAGUAAAGAGUGCUAUUGGAUUGUAGUUUUUGAUACUUCAAAGUUUCUUAUGAUUCCAGUGCUUACUUUCAAUGUUAAAAUAUAGUCAAUGAUUGUAAAAUAAGACGUUGAAAAGUGUCUUUAGUCUUUACAGAUUGUCGUCGAAGCUUGGUUGUCUCAAAAUUGAACAAUGACGAAACAAUCUGUUUUUUCUUCUUCUUCAAUUUAUGAUGGCAGACUUUUACCUCAUAAUUUAUGAAACCAAUUAUUAUUGAGUAUCUAGUCGAUACUCAAAGUAUAAAGAUCAGAAUCUGUAUGGAUGUUCGAAUAUUUUCGUGUCCCACUAAAGGUGUUUCGUAGAAGUAGAAUGUCAUCUUAAUAAUAAAGAGAUCAACGGAACAGUUGACUCAUUGCAGUACGGCGACGUUGGAGGAAAUCCUGGAUAAUUCGGACGGAGUAACGACACGAACUGUCUCCGAGAAGAUCAUGAGUAUCUGUAAAAAUACUAUACGUUGGGUGCUCUUUCUGGAUAUAUUACUUGCUUUAUCAGUCAUUGUAUUUCUAGCAGUAUUGGAAUUUGGGACAGUUCCGCAACAACAUAUCGGUUUUUACUGUAAUGAUCCAAAAAUUUCAUUCAAGUUCAUGGGAGAUACGAUUUCUAUUACAUUUUUGAUUCUUGGAUGUCUGUUAAUACCGAUCGUCGUGAUGUGGCUGUCUGAAUUCGUAUGCUACUCUGCAGAUAGCUAUGAUACAGAAUUAGGAUGCGCUGGUUCAAGAGCAAAACAAAUAUGGUUGUGGUAUGGUCACUAUUCGAUCGGAAUAAUUGCCUUAACGUUUAUAUGUGAUGUUAUGAAAACUCUGGUGGGCGAACCAAGACCACACUUUUUGGAUACGUGUAAACCACGAGAGGCAGAGAAUUGCACCAAUGAAUAUGUGGAAAAAUAUACGUGUACAAAUACAGAACAUUCAGAAUGGUUUGUCUCGGAUUCUAGCAAAUCAUUCCCAUCUGGCCAUUCUGCCCUCUCUAUGUUCACAACUACUUUUAUUGUGUGGUACUUACAACGCCGUUUACCAGAUCGGACGUUUUUCCUAAAACCGUGGUUACAAUGUAUAAUAUUUUUGUGGACUGUGAUAUGCUCAUUAACAAGGAUCGGUGACAAUAGACAUCAUUGGUGGGAUGUACUUGCAGGCAUCAUUUUGGGUUUCGCUUUUAGCAUGUUAACUGUUAUAGUGCCAUGCCGUAAGUUUCAUUUAAAUCGUCAUCAAAACGUCUCACAAAUAUAUAGUGAGCCUGUAGAAAGUGAACAAAUUAAUUUCAACAAGAGAAAACAAAACACCAAGAAACUUUUACAUGAAACAAUAAUUGAUCCUUCGGAAAGUCGUGAAUUAAAGAAUAUUAAAUCAUCAACCUGGAGGGAAUAAAACUUAACACAUCAAAAUAUUUGAUAAGAGAAGAUUUAAAGAGGAAUUAUAAAUGUUUUGUUGUAUAAAUGUUCAAAAUUUCUAGUAGAAUUUAGUAGAAACGCUUUAUACAAAGUGUUUGAUAUGACAUGCCUAUUAUAUUUAAAAAAUUUAGUUCUUCAUGUGAUUGAUAAUAUAUUCAUAAAAUAAGACGAAAGGCUUAUAUUUUAUAGUUUAUGUUGACAAAUAUUUUCUUGUAGGUAUUUAACCAAUGUAUAUAAUUACUAUAAUUUAGUAGUGAUAUUAUAUUUACGAUCUGCGUUUAUCAAAAUAAUUUUUAAAAAGCUAAACCGUAACGUCAAAUGUUUAUUAAUUGAACUGCAUUAAUCGGACAUAUCUAAUUGUACAUGUGUGAUUUUAGUUAAUUAUUCAUCAUGCUCAUAUUUAUAAUAUUAGACGGUAAAAAAUGAUAAUGAAUUCUGUUUACUUGUUUAGAGGCGGAAAAUAUCUUGUUUGAAAGUAGGAAAUUGAUUUUCCACUGUUUGAUGAUACUAUUAGUUAAUAACUAUGUCAAAUAGAAUAGCAGAGCUGGAAAGAUGAUUAACGGAACGGAUAACGAGUAAGGGAAGGGCAAGGAAAGUACAUAGGUACAUACUUACAUAGUGCUUUCUAUCACUCACACGCAAUCCUAUAUGGUUUUAUUUGUAUUUGGGAUAUUUUCGGUCAAUAUGCUUGCUUAUUUUUAUAACUGUGUCGGGUCUAUCAGAAAUAAUCAAUCAGACCCACAUUCUUUUAUCUAGCCAUCUUUCGGCUCUGUAUUGUACACCUCACUGAUUUCGAUGGUCUUGAAAUAUGCUGUCAUGGUUAACGUCCUAAUUAUAAGUACAUAUAUGUAUAACUGUUUCUUAUACCGUAUAUAACCGUCGGUCAACUUUUGUAGUUUCCGAGUUAUGUGUAAAAAAUCUCAGCUAAAUUUAAGUUAAGAUUAUAUUACAUUCUGGCGUAAGCACUAUAUUUUUUAUAUAAGUCAAUCUACACUUAAUUCAUUGAUGAUAAUGAUUUUGAAUAUAAACAAAAAAAAUUCAAAGGUUGAAUUAAAUUGAUAUCCAAUCACCACUAACAAUAAGAUGAAAUAAUAUCUGAUGAAUUGUAUAUGAAAUGCUACAUUUUAUUUUAAUUUUCAGUUAGUUAAAAAUGUAGUAAUUCUAGCAGUUAUUAUUGAAAAAUUGUUUACAAAAUACAGCAUUUGUGAAUUAAUUUAUUGCUUAACAUACUAUUAAAUAUAUUGUUGUAUAUUUUGAGAAAUGAAGUCGAUCGAUUGGUAUAUGUAUAGGAAAAUGCUACUAAGAAACAACAUAUUUGAAGGUCAUCGAAAUUAACGAGAUAUACUCUAUUUUACACAAUUAC
Molecule: messenger RNA, 2988 nt
Organism: Bombus impatiens (common eastern bumble bee)
Lineage: Eukaryota; Metazoa; Arthropoda; Insecta; Hymenoptera; Apidae
Product: phospholipid phosphatase 1
Exons: 7
Coding region: 667-1602 (311 amino acids)
Biological process (GO): phospholipid metabolic process; phospholipid dephosphorylation; signal transduction
Molecular function (GO): phosphatidate phosphatase activity
Source: RefSeq, a predicted model, not a curated record